AUGAGAAAACUGAUCGAAGUUGCUAGGUCAGAAGACGCCAUAGUGGCAGGCCUAGCCAACGCCUUAAAUUUGGAAAACAAGGCAAUCGAAAUUGGGGAGAAUGCAAACCUCCCAGUGCCUAUCGGCACAAAAAGGGCACAUGAAAAAUGGAGGAAGAGGCACAAAGAUAAUUGGAAGUCUCAGCCUAGCCAGGGCAGAGGGGUGAUGUGUUACAGAUUCAGGGAAGGGAAUAGAUGGUUGAGGAACAAGAGUUUAAUGACAGAGAACGAGUACCUCUGGGCACUGAAGGUGCGAGCCAAUGUAGUACCCACAAGGGUCACUAUGGCAAGAGGAACUAUUGGUAUGAAUACAAAUUGCAGAAAAUGCAAAGAGUACCCUGAGACAACUGGCCACAUCUCAGGGCACUGUAGAGCCAUGAAAGAUCUAAGACUUAUCAGGCAUGACAGGGUCUGUAUAUCUCUAACAAAAGCAGCCGAGGCGGCAGGCUACAGAAUCAUGGAAGAACCCAUGUGCAAAUUUGGAUUGGAAAAGCUCAAACCAGAUUUCAUUCUCUGUUCGGGGGAAGGGACUCCUUGUUACGUGUUAGACCCGACCAUAGUAUGGGAUGACAGUCCCAAUCGGCUGAGGAAGGCAUGGGAGGGCAAGGUAAAGAAACACACACCGUUAAAACCGUUGUUGAAGCAAAAAUACAACCCCUCGACUGUACAGGUAUAUGGCUUCGUCUGUGGAGCCUGGGGUACAUGGUGCCCCAAGAAUGACGAGGUGGUUAAGAUUCUAGGCCUGAGCAAGGGCCGCGUCCGCGACAUCCUGCAAAAGGUGUUGUGUGACACGAUUCGGAUUAAAGCUUUCAUGAACCACUAA
This is a messenger RNA of Lytechinus pictus (painted urchin), 861 nucleotides long. RefSeq lists its product as uncharacterized. Lineage: Eukaryota; Metazoa; Echinodermata; Echinoidea; Temnopleuroida; Toxopneustidae. The record is from RefSeq and is a predicted model, not a curated record. Bases 1 to 861 code for a protein of 286 amino acids. The transcript has a single exon.